This is a messenger RNA of Mytilus trossulus (common blue mussel), 1858 nucleotides long. RefSeq lists its product as uncharacterized. NCBI's taxonomy places the organism in Eukaryota, Metazoa, Mollusca, Bivalvia, Mytilida, Mytilidae. The coding region runs from base 106 to 504 and encodes 132 amino acids. The transcript has 4 exons. Gene Ontology annotation, molecular function: actin binding. The record is from RefSeq and is a predicted model, not a curated record.
UCUCAAAAAAAGUCUUUGAAGAAUAGAAAUUACUCAUCAAUCAAAACGUAAAAAUGAUUCAGACGAAAAAAACAGAGACGACGGUGUAGAAACGUUCUAGCAAAUAUGUCUUGGGAAGCUUUAGUUAAAGAGCACUUACUGCAACACAAGGUGGUUAGUGGGAUACUUCUAUUGACAAAGCAUGGACAAGAAGCCUUCACUUAUGGGGAGCUUUCAAAUCUUCUUCAGAAUGAAAAGCAGCAGUUUAUAGACUCUUUUAGAGGACUGAAUCCAGCUUCAAAUUACAAUACAUUUCUGUUGACAGUUGGAAAGAGACCAACUCUGCAGUAUAAGAUAUACAAACAGUCAUAUUGCAGUAUUUAUGCAACAUCAGAAAGUGACAGAGAUGGUCUGGCAGUUUGUAAUCUUCCCUAUGGUAUAAUGAUAUGUACAUUUCAUCAGCCAGUACAAUGUUGUAAAGCUGUACAAUGCAUUGAAAAGUUCUGUGAUCUUCUCAGAACAUGAUCAUGUUAAAGUGUAUUUCAAAGGUAUACUGUGUUUAGGAAACGGCUUUAAUUCAGUCCUGAUAACAUUAGUUGACGAAGUAACUGAAGAAGGACAGCAUUCAAUUGUGAUCUCAGAUUUGAUUGGGAAUGACCUUUUCAAUAGACCACUUUACAGGAAACUACAUUCCUGUGCUUUAGAAAGUCAUAUUUAAAACAUUAUGGUGUAGUUGAAGAGGAUUGUGUACUAAAUCAUUCUUGGAAAUAUUUAUUAGCUUGCUGUACAUCAGAUGUAGCAAGAAAAGUGUUACUUUAUAUACUGUAAAUUCAGAAAUUAUUGCGAGGUUGAAAUUAUUGCGAAUGAUGCGGCAGACUUAUAAAAGCAAUAAUUAAAACUCGCAUUGUGCAAUAUUUUAUCUGAAUUAAGCAGGAUUUUCCUAUAAAUUGUAAAAAUUAAAAUGGCAUUUAAGUUUAAAAUGACAAAAUCGCAAUAAUAAAUGCACGCAAUAAUUUCUGAAUUUACAGUAUAUGUUGAAUUAGAUGUGUCAGAUAGCUGCUUUGUAUAUUUUGUAUUCAGUCAAGAUUAAUGGGGUAAAAAAGUUUUGAAAAUAUUGAAUGAAAUGUGUAUUAAUUACUAACAUGCAUCUUAAUAUUUCAUAGGUCAGGAGAUUUAGAAAUUAGGAAUAAAAGUUACAACAUAUAUACGUAGCUGCUAUGAGUUUAUCAGGAAAGAAGAUAAUUAUGGAAUUAUGAUAUUUAUAUAGUACUACAAAUCUGUAUUAUUUUUUGAAUAUGAGAAAGAUUUUAAAUGGGAUAUAUGAAAUGAAUGUUAAUAAAUUGUGACAAAGGUCUAUAAUUCAAAUUUUGGAUGUAACAUGUCUUCUGAUUGGCUGAUAUUGUUUUGUUUAUCAGCUCAUAGACAUAAUUUAGUCAUGUGACCGUGACAUCUUCAAAGUGGUUUUUUUAGUGUUUAUACGGGUUUAAAAUGGAAUAAAGAAAUAAAUAACAAGAAAUAACUUCAGUAUUUUUUCUCUCUUCAAAAUAGCAUAAAAAAUGUAGUGCACACUUUAAAAUAACCCGCUACCCCAGGUUUUUCAGUGUGCACCACAUUUUUGAUGUUAUUCCUUUAUAGUCAGAAAAAAUAUUACAGUUGUUCCUUUUAAAAUAGAAAUUAUUGUUGAUUUACUACUUAAGGAUUAAUUUAUCAAUGCCUUAUGUCAUAUGUUUGUAAUAGUUGAUUAAUCGACAGUAAUACACUAAAUUAUUGUUUAGUUUGUGUACAAGUUUGGACAUGUAUAAAAACAUUCCAGAGUGAAAAUAAAAUAAAACAAAUUGCAGACUGAACCAAUAUUAGUUUGUAAAUUGAAUUAGAGGAU